AUGCAACACUCCUUUAAAUGUGAAAAUGCUUGGUGUUCUAAAAAUGUUUGUCUUACAGGCAGAAUAGUUCAGGAGGAAUUUCUUACAAGUGGGGUAAAAUAUGAAAGUGAGGGUUUAUGGGGAAGUUCAUGUAUUUUCGAAAGUAUAGAUCAUGAGCUUCCUCAAAAAAAAUAUGCCUGCCCACAAAAGGAUAAUUUUGAAGAUUUCAUUCGUAAAAACAAAAUUCCAAAAAAAACCUGCUGUCAAAGAUUUUUUGGUCCUAUAAAAAGGAUCAAUUCUAAGGUGGAUGAUUUUCUACUUCGAAAAAUGUUGCCCGAGAUUGAAGACCCUGCUAAAAUACCUACAACCUGCUGUGGCGGAUUCGCUCAAUUUUUGUCAGACAACAAAUAUCUUGUUCUACUUAUAAUGUUUGUAGUAGGUGCAAAUCUUCUUAAAUUUAUUGGUACAUGCACCCUCAUUCAUACUAUAGGUUUUCCGUUGCUAAUAUCAGUGCCUAUUAUAACAUGA
Plasmodium fragile is the source of this 507-nucleotide messenger RNA. RefSeq lists its product as uncharacterized. Bases 1 to 507 code for a protein of 168 amino acids. The record is from RefSeq and is a predicted model, not a curated record. Lineage: Eukaryota; Apicomplexa; Aconoidasida; Haemosporida; Plasmodiidae. The transcript has a single exon.